AUGAACCCCCAGAUGCGAAGCCUGCGCACAAUGCAUCAACCCCGGACAGGAAGCUUGAGGAAUUCCAAUCCAGGUACCCAGAGUACUAUACAAGCAAAUCAGAAUCUCCAACCACCUUCACCGAAACUUCUCGCUCGGGCAUCAACGACCUUCUAUGCGCACAUCAUUACAGACUGGUGGUGGUGGGAGCUUGUAAGCUGGUUCGUGAGCUUCUCUUGCUUCAUGGCCAUUGUCGGCAUCUUGUGGUUCUAUGAUGGCAAAAAGCAACCAAGUCAUGUAGUCAAAGGGAUCACUCUCAACGCCUUCAUCGCAGUAUUUUCGGCAAUCGCGAGGGCUGCUAUGAUUCUUCCCGUGUCUGAAUCCAUUGGUCAGCUCAAGUGGAUAUGGUUCAAGGAAGAACGAAAGCUCGCAGAUUUUCUCGCGUUCGACAAUGCGAGUCGUGGGCCUUGGGGCUCUCUGAUAUUGCUAGGCACGACGAUGUGCAGACGAUUGGUUUCUGUUGGGGCAGCGAUCACCGUGCUGGCACUAGCAUUCGAACCAUUCUUCCAGCAGAGUGUCUCUUUUCCAAGCCGGAACGUGGUCACGGGAAAUGCCACAUUGUCCGUCGCAACUUCAUAUCGACGAAUAGAUGAUAUAGUAUACCCAGUGCAUGUUGAAUUCCAGUGGCUGGGUAUCAACACCGGGGCUGCUUCUCGCAGCGCUGCCCUGGACAUCAUGAACGCGCUGUCAGCUAGAAACGACCCUGUCCGACCUGCACCUUCAUUUUGCCCUACCGGCCAGUGCACAUGGACGAAGUAUUCUUCGUUGGGUGUGUGUCACAGAUGUCAAGACGUGUCUCGCUUACUCGUGCCCGUCUGUUCAAAGGACCAACUAGCAUCCCCGGCUGGAGGUAUUACAAAAAUCAAUCACUGUGGUCAUCACAUGAAUGGAACUUUCGUUACUGGCACAAAAGGUGGUGAAUUCAGUAAUUACAAGCAGGUCAUUGGCCUGUCAACUCUGCUAGUUGGUGACCGACCUUCGACAAUGUCCGGCGUCUCGUACUACAAUUCUACAGUCUUUCAAAGAACUGCUAACGCUCUUCUCAACUUCUACGUAGCCUAUACGCCUGAUGGAGAUUCGGGGAUCUUCCGUAACGCAACCCCUGUUAUGUCGGAAUGCAUCUUUCACUGGUGUGUGAAAACGUUCCAAGGGGUGUACCGGGAGGGUCGCCUUGAAGAGGAUGUUCUUUCGACUUAUUCGCCCCCCGACCUUCCGACAGCACCGACAGAGCCUAGAACUGCGAUACUUGGUACAGACUCAAACGAUGCGUUUGUCAUGCUUGCCAAUGGGGAAACGUUCAACAUCGCCGCAAAUACUACAAGAUCCUUGAGCAACUCCCUCAGGGCGAAUUUGCCCACGUACCUGUCCAACAGUAGCCUUGAUACCGGCGGGCAGUACCCUGGAAGAUGGAAUUUUGUACAAAACGCUCCGUACGAUGUCAAUGCAGCAUUGGGAUCCAUGGCCGAGGCAUUGACGAACAACAUGCGCACGAGUGCCACGAACAACGGCACCGAACUUACUUUCGGCGAAGCAUGGGGUGCAGAGAACUUCGUCGAGACACAGUGGCCAUGGCUAUUAUUACCGGGUGCUUUGCUCUUCUGUUCGCUAAUCCUGAUCACCUCGACAAUUAUCAAGAGUCGACAAGAAGCAGUACCAACAUGGAAAUCAUCCGCUCUCGCGACGUUGCUGCAUGGUUUAACAGAGGAGUCACGCGCGUGUGUUGCAGCGGGUGCUUCGCAAAGUGAAGUGGAGGCCGUAUCCCAGAACUUGAAAGUCAAACUGUUGCUCGGAAUGGCAGGCCAGAGAUUGAGGCCAGUGAGUGUAGCAGCCGGGGUUCCUUGA
This is a messenger RNA of Parastagonospora nodorum SN15, 1881 nucleotides long. RefSeq lists its product as hypothetical. The coding region runs from base 1 to 1881 and encodes 626 amino acids. Lineage: Eukaryota; Fungi; Ascomycota; Dothideomycetes; Pleosporales; Phaeosphaeriaceae. The record is from RefSeq and is a predicted model, not a curated record. The transcript is spliced from 2 exons.